This is a messenger RNA of Seminavis robusta, 2428 nucleotides long. The record is from the annotation of a GenBank genome assembly. NCBI's taxonomy places the organism in Eukaryota, Bacillariophyta, Bacillariophyceae, Naviculales, Naviculaceae.
UUGAGGAUUUAGCUUCCGGUUCCCCGUGCUUUUACCUGAUCACGGUUGAAGCCACCGGUAAAGGUGUUUUACGGGGUAAAUCAAUCGUGUUUUGUUAUCGUUACCAUCCACCAUGAGAGAAAGAAGCUUUUGAAAAGUGGUUCAGACUAACACAUUUGCAUUGGCACUAUAGCGACCAGUAUCUUAUACCUGUGGUCCUGUGGUUGUCUUCAUAUCGAUAUUUCCGGAAGAAGGACAAGGCGUCUACUCAACAGUACCGGUACUAGUACGAGAGAAAGAGAGGGACCCAUUAAAAGUUCAGACGCCAGAGCAAUCUGCCUCCAGAGCAUCCAAAUAUGAAAGCAAACGCGAAUGAAUCAAAAGCAGGUAGCCGAGGUGAUGGGGCAAGGCUUCCUCCUGUCUCAGUUGAGGAUGAAAAUGUGAAGGUAGACGGUGACGUCGUUGACAUUAUUGAUGUUGAUGAAUGGAUGGAUGGCAAGCAAUCCGCGGCGGUGUCAACAACAGCCAAAGUCUGUGGCGACACAGUUGACAGCUUCACUCUGGGAGAGUUCUCUUGUGAGAUUGAUGUUGAUGACUUGAUAUCCAAUGAACACCAGCUUCCAUUUCAUAGUGCCAGGAAAGGCCGGGAAGAAGUCCCAUUAUCUCAUUAUCCAGAUAUGGACGAGGUAUCGGGCCCAAAAGACCACUACCUCAGCAGUGGCGGUAGAAGCGGACUCCAUGAUGCUGAUGGUGACACGAAUAGUGGCUUCUCGGUAAUGCCAGACCCUCUGACCCUUCGAUCAAGCCCUGCAAUUACAAGACGACAACCCUCUCCCGGUGCAUUUCGCAUCAACCCAACUCAUCGCUCCAAUCCACCCGACGACGAUGACGACGCCGGUACAGUGCAGAUCUUGUCUUGCGCAGAUGAUACCACCUAUCGUAGCGACAUUCCCAGCACAUCUCCAGCACAUCUACAACACGAGGAUAUGUUGGUACAGGCGACUCUAGUGACCGAUGGGGACUCGGUUGAUCCGUUGCCGUCGUUUCUAGAGGAUCCAGAACAACAACAUCCUGACCCCACGGAAAGCUCUUCAUCGGACAUUGCUUUGGUUGAAGCCAAGCCAAUGGACGAAAAAGCGCCCUCCUCCUUCCGAAAUCAGCUCCAAAGCAAGUGGACACAGUUCCAUAUUCUGCUGGUGAUGGGACUUGCUUCCACUGCCCUUGCUCUGGGAUUGCUUUUGAUCGGAGGGCGCGAAGACGAAGGAUCUCCAGUCACUUUCUCGUCCAACAACGGCAACCUUCGGCAAACGAUUCCACCCAUUGCUCCAAUGCCUGUAGAGGAACAAACCAAUACUCCAGCUGCGACAACUACGCCCACCACUAGUGAAGAAGCAGGAACAGCCGGCGUUGUCAACCUGAAAGACAAUCAACAACUUACACUGCCAACAGGAGUUCCCACUAUGGCACCAACUGUAAUCCCCUCCACAUCUCCUUCCUUCAUGCCAACGUCACAAGACACUUCUUUUCUUCGAGAAUUUUACUCUCUCCUCCCGGAUUACAGCACUUCCGCCAUGCAGGACCCUGAGUCUCCUCAAUUCAAGUCUUUCCAGUGGUUGAGUUUGGACCCGUAUCUGGAAACAUACUCCCUUGACCAAGUGACGCAACGGUUUGCCCUUUCAACAGUCUUGACAGCCAUUGGCAUCUCAACAUCUAUCAUCAACGACGUCGAAAUGCAUGGCGUUCACGAGUGUGGUUGGGCCCCCAUGAAUCUGAAAUGUGAAGACCAAAAGCUAACAUACAUAUUGUUGAACAACUUUGACCUGACGGGAUCGUUGCCUCUGGAAGUGGGCCUGCUGACGUCCCUGCGGAGAAUCGAGAUGAGCACCAACACUUUGACAAGCAGCAUCCCAACCACUGUUGGUCUCAUCAAGGGACUUGAGGGCCUCGACUUGCAACACAACAACCUCUCCGGGGAGUUACCACAGGAGUUAUCGUCCUUGACUCUUUUGCAAGAACUCAAUCUCAACAACAACAGGUUCUCCACCAGCAUUCCUUCUACGCUGGGCCUGCUCAUAAAUCUGCAGCGACUUUCUCUGGCCCACAACGCACUAACCGGGACAAUUCCCGAUACAAUUGGAUCACUCUACAACAUCACAGUGCUGGAGUUGCAGGAUAAUGCGCUGGAGGGGAUGCUGCCCAUCGACGUUUGCGCCCUUCAGGAGUGGUCUGGUUUGAGCCAAAUAUCGGUGGAUUGCUCCGAGGUCGCCUGCUAUUGCAUCUGCGUGUGCUACACGGACCACCCUGAGAGCAACCACGAAAGCUCCGACGACUCGGAUUGACUGCUCCGAGACUGACUGCUAACUGCUAAUGCAUACAGCAUGUGUUGCUGCAAAUUAUUUGAUUGUCUUCUUGCUAAAUUAGAUUUGAUGUGGCUGUCUAGGAAAUCUUA